CCCCCCCCCCCCUAAGCCGAAUCUGUUGUUUUUAAUUUUACAUCGUGUGCGACCACACACGCAAAUCCAAAUGAAUGCGAUCCUCAGGAACUGACCAUUAGGAACCGGUAUCGAAUUAACGUGAUCCCUUCAGGCCCUUGCGAAGGACCCUUGCUUCCCCCUGAAUGCCUCGAUUUUUAAGCUAGACGCCUCUUCUCCCCCAAGGCAAACGGUCUGCUCCUUUUCGCUGCACUAGCUUGCACUAGUUCUCUUUCUCCCACCAACUGUAUGUCUCAACUGUAUAUCCACCUCUUUCUAAGUUCCACAAGCGCGCACUAGUGCAGAGGAAAAGAACAGGUCUAAAGCGUAAUGGGCCAAGUGUCCGUUGGUGAUAACACGUGAUCCGAGGCCAGUAACGAGACGCGUUCGGGGCGGCCGUUCGAUGCGGACGCUCAGUAUCCGCGCAGACGUCGUCGCGGCCGGUCUUGUUUCCUCUUUCAUUCCCGUUCGCGACGUGUGUUUGUGCAUGUGUGCGAGAGGAGCCGUGAGUACGAGCGAGCGCAAACGGAACGUGUGUGACGAGAGUUGUAAGCGGCGUGAAGUGACUGCGGGCGGCGAGUCGAAGGCGCCGAUCAGACUCUCCUGGCCUGUCGAAGUCCGCGCUAAGUCUUGUAUAGUACGAGUGGUCAAUGCAAAAGUGCCAAGGAAGUACUCGAAGAUAAGACUCAAGAGGCGGCAGAUGGUCGUGCGAAUAUCGAUGCAGUAGCCUCGGUAUCUAGGAUUUCUUUCUGUAAGAAUCAACGGGGGAUCGAUCGUGACGAUCAGUGAUAUCGGAAAAAGUUGUACAGAACAGUGAUAAGAGUGUGAAGUGCCUGUUUCGAAUUAAUCGCGAACGCGCGACCGGAAUCCGAAUCUAACGGAGAGCGUAGCUCGAUCGUGGAAAUUUAAAGAAGCAUUAAAAGGACAUAAAAAGGAGCAAUCUUCGUCGUCGUUCGUGACUACGUUAGCUUCCGUGUGUGUGCCUCUGAUGAAUGAAGCAAGGAAGCAAAUCGAAAUCGUGAGAUCAAAGCAGUGAGAUUUCUUAUUCACGAGGAAGAAUCGAUCGUGCGGCGGACGGAGGUGCAGCGACGUACACCACUUGAUAUUUAAUUAUCGUGCAUCCGAUCCGUUAAUCGAUCGCUCAAUCGUACUAGAGUGAUAGUUUGUGACGAGUUAAUGCCGCGCGUAAGGACCGAUGGACGCAACGAAAACGAAAUCGAAGCCGAACCCGAGGGAGGAUGCGAACAUCGUGUCGGUGUUACUAUGGUGGUGGACUAUCAGUCUAUUCAAGACAGGAUACCAGAAGCAUCUCGAAACAGAUGACUUGUACGAUCCCCUGAAGGUCGACCGAUCGAGUUUUCUCGGUGACCGAUUAGAAAAACGAUGGAGGAUCGAGCUGGAAAAUUCGAAGAGACGGAAUCGUCGGCCGAGCUUGCUGAGAACCAUCUUCCGCACAUUCCGAUGGGAAUACUCCAUGCUGGGGUUGGUGCAGAUUCUUAACGAAUUCAUUCUAAGAUUAGGCACACCGUUGCUGUUGGGAGGUCUCCUGCGCUACUUCCGCAAGGAUGACGCGCUGCCGUACGAAAUUGCCUUGUGUUACGCGGCUGGGAUUUGCGUGGCGACCGCCGUAAACGUGUUAAGCGGCAAUCAGACGAUCUUCGGUGCAUUCCAUGUAGGCGCGAAAGUUCGUGUCGCCGUCUGCUCCUUGGUCUACAGAAAGGCGCUACGUCUGAGCAAAACUGCGUUGGGAGAGACGGCGCCAGGAAAAAUAGUCAAUCUCGUGGCCAACGAUGUCAAUAGAUUUGAUCUCGUCAGCAUCUUCAUUCAUCACAUGUGGUCGGCUCCUUUAUCCGCCCUAGUCGUGGCGUACAUCCUCUACACGGAAGUCGGAUACGCCGGUCUCAUCGGUAUCGCCGCGAUUUUUGUAGUCGUGCCGAUUCAAUCUUACACCGGCAAGCUCUCGUCGAAGUUCCGGCUGCAGACCGCCAUCAAGACCGACGAGAGGGUCCGGCUGAUGGACGAGAUCAUCUCGGGGGUGCAGGUGAUCAAGAUGUACGCCUGGGAGAAGCCGUUCUGCGCUUUGGUCGCGCUGGCGCGCAAGCUGGAGCUGCGUGUGGUCACCAAGAGCUCGUAUAUCCGCGGUAUCUACAUGACCUUCAACCUCUUCAACACCCGAAUGGCGCUUUACUGCACUCUCAUCUCCAUGUUACUGUUUGGCCACGGGCUCUCUGCCGAGAAGGUCUUCGUCAUCUCGUCUUACUUCAACGUCCUCGCGCACACUAUGUGUGGCAUGUUCGUGCGGGGCUUCGCCGAGCUGGCUGAGUGCAUGGUGGCGAUUCGCAGGCUCCAGCACUUCCUCAUGUACGACGAGUUCCAAGGCAGCAAUGUCGUGGUCUCGAAGAUGUUGUCCAGCAGCUACAACGGCGGAAUCAAUGAGUACAGGUCGAUUUCGAACAAAGCAUCCAGACAGGAUCUGCCUUACAUCGACGACGAGGUGAGCAGCCAUGAGGUCCGCGACGACGCCGACUCGAGGAAGCAGAAUGGGCUGGUGAUGGUCGCUAGCGACUUGCUGAAGAACACCGCCAGCAUUAUAGAGGAGAACAGGCGGUCCUCCAUGCACGAGGAAAACUGGGCCGUGAAAAUGACCAACGUCAUUGCCAAAUGGGAGGUCAGCCAGUCGGAGAACACGUUAGAUGUGAGGCUGCAGCUGGAAAAAGGCAAAUUGUACGGAGUGAUCGGUAUGGUGGGUAGCGGCAAAAGUUCAUUACUGUCCGCAAUUUUGGGUGAGAUCACGCUCGUGGAGGGCAAGGUGAAGGUAAACGGUAACAUGAGCUACGCUAGUCAGGAAGCCUGGGUAUUCGGUUCCACCGUCAAGCAGAACAUCCUCUUUGGGCAAGAAUACGACAAAUAUAAAUACCAGAAAGUGGUUAAGGCUUGCGCCCUGUGGAAGGAUUUCCAACAGUUUCCGAAGGGCGAUAUGACCAUCGUAGGUGAACGAGGUAGCUCGUUGUCCGGCGGUCAGAAAGCAAGGAUCAAUUUGGCCAGGGCUAUGUACAGAGAAGCGGAUAUCUACCUGCUGGACGAUCCCUUGAGCGCGGUCGACACACACGUGAGCAAACAUUUGUUCCAAGAAUGCAUACAGAAAUACUUGGCCAGGAAGACAAGAAUCUUGGCCACGCACCAGCUGCAGUACAUCAAGAAUGUGGACGGCAUAAUAUUGCUCGAGCAAGGAAAAGUGAAGUACUUCUCGCGCUAUGAAGAUCUGUUGGACUAUCGACCCGAAUACGGAGAACUUGUAUCGACUGGGAAGAGCAGCACCGAGAUAAGCGACGAUUCGUCCAUAGAAAAAAGUAUGAAGCGGCAAUUUUCCAGCACGAGUAACAGAAGUCGCACCCCGGAAGCCAGCAGUGGCGGCACAGAUGAUGAAGACGAAGAUGAAGAUGCUAAGAGGCUGGAGAGCGGCCUCGAAGAAACGUCACGCGGCAUGGUGAAGGGUUCCAUAUUUAUCAAGUUCUUUCAAACUGGUGCCAAUCUGUGUAUGGCUUUCAUCGUUUUGAUGAUGUUCAUCAUAACGCAAUUCGUCGUCAGCUUCAACGAUUACUUCGUGCCUAUCCUGAUCACCGUCGAGGAGAAUCGUCAAUAUUUAGCCAAGUAUCAAACCUACAACGAUACCGAUAACGACAGAGCAAAUGUGACGACUCUCGAGACGAACGAGUGGUCCAUGCACACGUACAUCUUCAUCUACACGGGUAUCGUGCUGGGCAUCUUCGUCAUCGGCAUCACCAGGUCCUUGUUCUUCUACAAGACAUGCAUGACAUGCAGCCAGCGGCUGCACGAUCUGAUGUUCAGCGCACUGAUACGUACAGGGAUGCGCUUCUUCGACACCAACCCGAGUGGCAGAAUUCUCAAUAGGUUCUCCAAAGACAUGGGUGCGAUCGAUGAGUUAUUACCUAAGGCGAUUUUGGACGCCGGCCAGUUGAACAUGUUGAUGCUCGGCGCGUUAAUAGUGACCUGCGUGGUCAAUCCGGUGUUUCUGGUACCCGUCGCGAUCAUCAGCUUUAUAUUCUACUGGAUCAGGAAGAUCUACCUCAAGACCAGCAAAAAUAUCAAGCGACUGGAAGGAAUCACACGGUCACCAGUAUUCACUCAUUUGAACGCCACUUUGAACGGGCUGACGACUAUCAGAGCAUACUGUGCCCAAGAUAUACUAAAACGAGAAUUCGACAAGUUGCAAGACCAACACACAUCCACCGCUUAUAUGUACGUCGUGACGAGCACGGCCUUUGGAUUUUCCCUCGACGUAUUUUGCUUCGUUUUCACCUCACUCGUCACCUUCAGCUUCCUACUACUGAACGAAUCAUUUUCCGGCGGCGCGGUGGGACUGGCCAUCACGCAGGUAAUGGCCGUGACCCAAAUCAUUCAAUGGGGCAUGCGACAAAGCGCAGAAGUGACGAACCAGAUGAUGGCGGUGGAGCGUGUACUCGAAUACAUUCAGCUUAAGCCGGAACCAAAUCUGAAGGAUCGCGGAAUAUGCCUGAAGUCGAAGGAAAAAGAGUACAUAGCAUUGCCAGCUCCUAUUCCAUCAAACUGGCCUGACAAAGGCUGCAUCAAGUUCAAAGACGUCUACAUGCGUUACGCGGACGACCAUCCACCUGUCCUCAAAGGAUUGAACCUAGUGAUUUGUCCUGGACAAAAGAUCGGCAUCGUGGGAAGAACGGGCGCAGGAAAAUCGUCGCUGAUAUCAGCGCUGUUCCGGUUGGCGCAAGUAGAAGGCGUCAUCGAGAUUGAUAACGUUAACACUGGUACGAUUGCCUUGGAUGAUCUGCGACGCAAAAUAUCCAUCAUCCCACAGGAUCCAGUUCUUUUCUCGGGUACUCUGAGACGCAACCUGGAUCCUUUCGACGAAUACCCCGACUAUGACUUGUGGGCAGUGCUCGAAGAGGUUGAGCUGAAGGAUGCAGUUGUCACCGUUGGAAACGGUUUGGAGAGCCGUGUGUUCGACCGUGGUAGCAAUUAUAGCGUCGGCCAAAGGCAGCUGGUCUGUUUAGCGAGAGCUAUCCUCAGGAACAAUCGUAUACUGAUGUUAGACGAAGCGACCGCGAAUGUAGACCCGCACACGGACGCGUUGAUUCAACGCACGAUCAGGAAGAGAUUCUCGACCUGCACGAUGCUCACAGUGGCGCACCGAUUGAACACCAUCAUGGACAGCGACAAGGUCUUAGUGAUGGAUAAGGGUCGACUAACUGAAUACGAUCACCCUCACAUACUACUACAAAACAGCCAUAGUCAAUUCACUUCAUUGGUAAAGGAGACCGGCCGAGCCAUGUUUGAUCAACUGGUUAAGAUAGCGAGGCAGUCUUAUUUCGACAAAUACGGAGAAACAUAACGAAGAGUGGCUGAAAUUAUGCACCGAAUUUCUACCAGCUAAGCUCUGCGAUUUUCCGCUUUGAUCUCUCGGAUAUAGCUGAGGCACAAGUGGACGGUUCGAUAUGUACUGAAUAUACAUUUGUAAUAAAUGAUGAAUACACACAUGGUGUGUUCAACAGAAAGAUGUAUGAUCGCGCGAACGCCGACGAGAAUCGAGCGACAAACGAUGAUCUUGAUAAUAAAUUAUUAUCGAUGCGCGAAAGUUCGUUAUCCGAAGGAACCUUAAAUUAAAAAUAAUUAAGCCUAGAUCGUUAUAGCGUUAUGAAAACGGCGCGAAAUGUAUUUCUCGCAUUUUCGUAAAUUCGAAAGUGGGUUGCGCGCCUUCCUUUGGAGACAUUUCGAAGAUCGAAAGACCCGAUAGCUUUGUUAAGUAUUAUGUACCGUGUGACGUUUAAGCGUACCUAAUGUAUAAGAGGAACUAUAUUUUUGUAUCGUGUUCAACGGAGCGCCAACGCGUUGCGAUAUCACUUGCAGUCUUGCAUCGGAACUUGUCAAAAGUACAACGCUGCUUGCGCACGCCGAGUAGCCGAGUACUUAUAUUUUUCUACUCCGUACUUUGCGCACUUCCGGAAGUCACAGGUGUACUUAUAAUAAUCCCUUGUGAUAGGACGGGCAUAUACCGUCUGAGCCGUUCCAAGCGAGAAUCGUGAGCUGAAUACGAUGAUAUGUAAAAUUAAUUUUUCAACGAGUCAUCUCGUCGAUUGCGAAGGAAGGUUUAUAGUUUUUACUUUGAACGUUACGAUUCAGCGCCUUGUUGCCAAGCUGCAGAUUUGCUGCGAGUUCUCAUCUGCAUCUCGUAACAGCAUAUUAGCGUAUCGGCGCUAUAAAUAAAAUGAUUUGUUAUUUGUAUGAAGAAAUCUGUUACUUCGCAAAGCCGCACAAGUCCGUCUCUUUAUAGAGAUUAAAAUUCCAAAGACACGUGAGCAUAAUCUCGCAAACUCUGCCAAUUACAUUAUUCAGCAAUAAUUAUCGAUAAUAAUUGUCGAUAAUAAUCAUGAUAUAAUAAUUAAAUGGAAUUUAUUAUUUUUAAUAACUGCAGCGAUUGCGAUUCAUCAUUUCUCCAUUGUUUCUUCCUUUUUAACGAAGAUGCCGAAAUUCCUACAAGCUACUUAUGUAGCUUAUUUUGUAUAGCGAUGAUCGAUCGAACGUACGAACAAAUACUCCAAGUCAGUUCGAAAGCAGCAUACUUAACGAAACAACACUUAAUUUUUGCUAUUAUAUACAGACGCGAGAAACGGAGAGAAACGGAGCUCAAUACCUUUUACUAGCAUUUAUUGAUGCAACUAUAUUAGCACAAUAAAAAUAUCGAAACAAAUAUCGAAGAAAGUAUAUGAUUAAGCGAUGUAUGUAAUGUACGUGUUAAGUAUUGUUAAUGGUAUAUAUAUGUAUAAAAAUACAAUAUAUUAUUUUAUACAGAAAAAUAUCACAAUGUGUAAAACACAUUACGUAUAUUAUUAACCCUUUUGCUUCGAGCGCCGCUUAUAAGCGGCGCGCACAGUAUGUCCUGUGGGUACGAGUGCCGCUUAUAAGCGGCGCGCAUAAUAUGUCUUGUGCGUACGAGCGCCGCUUAUAAGCGGCGGCCGCGCGAUGUGUCGUCUGCAGUAAGAAUGACAAAAGAUCCGACUCACGAUACGAGUGUAAAGAGUGUGAUGUUGGUUUAUGCGUAGAUCCGUGCUUCAGAAUUUAUCAUACUAACUUAUACUACUAAUCACUUUAUAUUAAUAUAUUAACUUGUUUGCGGACAAUAAUUAAUUAAAAUUUAAAUCUUACUAGUAACUUUUAAGUUGUAAAUAUUUUCAUACCAAAAAUGUAAAUAAUAAUCAUUAUAUAGUAACAAAGAUUGUUUUAUUUAGCAAAAUUGUUACUUAAGACCUAGGAAAACGUAUAUAAAGCAACAACGCAUAUUGUGCGUAUUCGCGGCGCGCGCGCCCGUACAGAGACAGUACUUCGGCGGACUGGACAUCCGAAGCGAAAGGGUUAAUCUCUCAAUGACAUCCGAUAGAAAUAAAAUGCGACAAUUGCGCAUUUCUCAGCCGGCAUGACAAGAAUUCCUAAAUAAUUUAAAGCCAAUUUUAUGAAAACG
Molecule: messenger RNA, 7528 nt
Organism: Dinoponera quadriceps
Lineage: Eukaryota; Metazoa; Arthropoda; Insecta; Hymenoptera; Formicidae
Product: multidrug resistance-associated protein 4-like
Exons: 17
Coding region: 1214-5404 (1396 amino acids)
Biological process (GO): transmembrane transport
Cellular component (GO): membrane
Molecular function (GO): ATP binding; ATP hydrolysis activity; ABC-type transporter activity
Source: RefSeq, a predicted model, not a curated record